AAUAUACAAUAUGCGACUGUCCAUAUUCCAUAGAUAUGAAGUUAAAUUUAAAUGGUUGGAGUAUUUUAUUCAUCAUCAUGGUUAUUAAAUGUUAUAUUUCAGAUUUCAGGCAGUCAUACACGAACUACAUCGACUGAUCAUGUGUUGUUCCAAUCCAGCAUGUGGACUGAAAACCGGUGGAACAUGUAUAUGUGCGCAUGCAAUACCUGCUCUGAUUGCUAUCAUUGCCACCCGGAUGAUGCUCUCGGUUACCCGGAUUUUGACCUUCGUUACCCGGAUGCUGGUCUAAGUUGCCCGGAUGUCAACAGCAAUUGCCCGAAUGAAAAGCAGAGAAGCUCCCACCAACACAUAUUUUCCGAAUUUAAGAAUAAAAACAGCGAUGGUGACAAACUAUGUGAACUAUCCUAACACCGUAUUAAGAACCAAAAGAGUCCUAUUAAUAAUAAUAUAUUAUAGGAUGAAUAUUGAAACAGAAUGAUCAUAAAGUUUAAUGAUCAAAUGUUCAUUGGGAAAAUGUACUUUAUAAGCUAGCUUCAGUUAGCCAAUGUUAACAGAGCGGAUCCAAUAUUAAUAUAUUGUUAUGUCCUUAUUUCAAUAUGAACACAUGGUUGAACAUGGGAAUAAGAAUAAUGAAAUAAAUAUUUAUGUAAUAAAUCACCGUAUAUGCA
Owenia fusiformis is the source of this 668-nucleotide messenger RNA. NCBI's taxonomy places the organism in Eukaryota, Metazoa, Annelida, Polychaeta, Sabellida, Oweniidae. The record is from the annotation of a GenBank genome assembly.